Messenger RNA from Scomber japonicus (chub mackerel), 1429 nucleotides. RefSeq names its product biphenyl hydrolase like (gene bphl). The transcript is spliced from 7 exons. The record is from RefSeq and is a predicted model, not a curated record. Lineage: Eukaryota; Metazoa; Chordata; Actinopteri; Scombriformes; Scombridae. The coding region runs from base 133 to 987 and encodes 284 amino acids.
AAAAGAAAAAAAAAAAUGCAUUAGAAGAUUACAUGUUGACCAGCCUCACAGAGACUUUGUACAAUCUUUAAACCACCUGGACCUGGACGAGCUGCAGCUGAGCAUUGCUGCGUCUCUCUGCACCUCUCGAGCAUGGCGCUGUUCUUACUCGGAAGACGUUUCUUAAAGUGCAGAGCUGCCAUCAAGAGAGCCAUGACAGCCUCACACACGUACUGCUCUUCAGUGACCUCCGGCAGGAAGAACGUUAAUGGAGUGGAUCUGUAUUACGAGCAGACAGGCAGAGGGAAACACCCUGUGCUGUUGCUUCCUGGAGCUCUGGGAAGCACUCGGACGGAUUUUGGGCCUCAGCUGAAGUCUCUGAAUAAGGAACGUUUCACUGUGGUGGGCUGGGAUCCCCGUGGUUAUGGACGAUCACGACCCCCAGAUAGAGACUUCCCCUCCGACUUCUUUGAAAGAGAUGCAAAGGACGGAGUGGAUCUCAUGAAGGCAUUGGGUUUUGGCAAGUUCUCUCUGCUGGGAUGGAGUGAUGGAGGAAUCACCGCUCUGAUUGCAGCAGGGAGGAACCCCGACCUAAUCAGCAAGAUGGUCGUAUGGGGAUCCAAUGCCUUUGUUUCCCAGCAUGACCUCAACCUUUACGAUGCGGUCCGAGAUGUGUCCAAGUGGAGUUCCAGGAUGAGGCAGCCCAUGGAGGAGGUGUAUGGAGCAGAAGUCUUUGCUAAAACUUGGGAGGCCUGGGUGGAUGGAAUCGCACAAUAUGCCCACAGACCAGAAGGGAGUAUCUGCAUUGAGCUUCUGCCCCUGAUCACCUGUCCGACACUGGUCAUCCAUGGAGAGAAAGACCCAAUGGUGCCCAGCUUCCACCCACAGUACCUCCUUAAACACAUCAAAGGAUCACGAUUACACCUGAUGCCAGAGGGGAAACACAACCUCCACCUGAGGUUUGCUGAUGAAUUCAACAAACUGGUGGAAGACUUUCUGGAUGAUUGACUGAUUAAUUAACUCAGCAGAAGAAGAACUACAGUGACUAAAAGGUCAUUGCAAAUAUUUACAUUAGGAUACAAAACUACAUUAAUUAUUCCUCUUCUACUCUGUUUUGAAAGAGCUCAUAAUUAAAACAUAAAUUGUUAAAAACUGAAUAUUUUUACACUAAAUUUUGAAUGUUAAUAUUUUCUGAUUACAUUUGUAUGAGGCCAGAAGUAGGUGACUUAUUGUUUCCUAUAUUAUGUGAUUCAGUAGUAUUAGUUGUAACUUUGGCUACUGACCGUCACAAGGCUGUGGAUUAGAUAUUAUAAGAUGACAUGUCCGUUACAUCAGCUGCUAACUUUGUCCAUCACAAUGAUUGCAUUAAGAUAAAGACUUAACAAAGCAGUGGCAUUAGCUGCUAACGUUGGUGAUCACAUAUAUUCCAAAAUAAACAUUUACAUCAAGA